GGCUCCAGCCCCUUAGUCCUCACACAAAACUGAAAGCAGCCCCCGCAGGAAAGAGAAAGUGAAAUCGCUCCGGCGCCGCUCUUUCGCUUUCGUCCUGCCUGCUCCAGCGCCUUCUCCGGGGACACAGCUCGUGUCUGCACCCCGUGGGCGCUUCACCCCGCGCCCGCCUGGCUCCGCAGCUCCCGCGGGCAUCGGCCAGCGCGCAGGGCAGGGCCUGGGGCAGCCGAGCAGCCCGCGGGCCGCCGGCUGGUCGCGGGCAGAGCCGCGCGAGCAGGGAGCAGGGCUCGGAGCUGGUGUCCAGGCCGGGCGCUUUGGGGUCCCGCGGAGAGCCCCGGGCGCAGCGCCCUGGCGGGGAGCGGCGCAGGGCCCCGGCGCUAGGCAGGGUCCGGCUGGCGAGGGCCGCGCACAUGGCGGAGACAGGGAGCCACAUGCGGCUCAAGGAAUGGCUUAUCGCCCAGAUCGACAGCGGCAGGUACCCGGGGCUGCGCUGGGAGAACCGCGAGAAAACCAUCUUCCGCAUCCCCUGGAAACACGCCGCCAAGCAGGACUAUCGCCAGCAGCAGGACGCGGCGCUCUUCAAGGCCUGGGCUGUCUACAAGGGGAAGUACCAGGAAGGAACAAAGGCAGAUCCCUCCACCUGGAAAACCCGCCUCCGGUGCGCCCUGAACAAAAGCACCGAUUUUCAGGAGGUCCCCGAAAGAAGCCAGCUGGACAUCUCAGAGCCGUACAAAGUGUACCAGAUCCUAUCGGAUGGAGCCAGAGACCCCGAGAAGGAAGGCAGCCUGGAGUCCCCUCCCCCAGAAGAACAGCAGGCAAGCCACCAAGUCCCCGGGGACCUGGAGAUGGGAGUUAACUGCGGGCCAGACAAGACUAGCAUGUCCUCAGGUUUGGAAGAGGAUGGGAAGAAGGAUCUGAUGGAGACCUGCCAGACUUCUCCAGUCCCGCUGGUCUCCCACUUACCAAGCCAUCCGGCAGACUGGGGGUAUCAGGUGAAAGGGGUUUUCUGUGGCUGGAGCCCAACACAUGCUCGCUUUCUGCAGAGCCCACAGCUGGGUGAUCCCAACUCCAAUCACGUCCCCACUGCAGACAUCAACAACUCAGAUUGCUGGCUGCACGUCCGCCUCUACUACCGCGACGUGCUGGUGAAGGAGUUCACCACCCGCACUGCCGAGGGCUGCCGCAUCACCUACCGCCUGGUGCCGGCUGACAACGAGCGGCUCUACGGCCCAUCCUCCAUGGAGCAGAUCCAGUUCCCCUCUCCCCGCCCGCUGACCGGCGACAGCAGGAUGGCGGGCGUGACGGGCGUCUUGGAACGGCUUCUUCCCCACCUGGACCGGGGCGUCCUCUUGUGGGUGGCCCCCGAAGGCGUCUUCAUGAAGCGGCAGUGCCAGGGCAGGGUGUACUGGAACGGGCCCAUGGCGCCUCACAACAACCGCCCCAACAAGCUGGAGAGGGAGAAAACCUACAAGCUCCUGGACACCCAGCAGUUCCUGCAGCAACUACGGAGCUACCUGAGUCGUGGGGAGCCCAUGCCCCAGUAUCAGAUCCGCCUGUGCUUCGGAGAGGAGUAUCCCCCCACCCCAAGCCAGAACUUUCAGAAGCUCAUCAUGGCCCAUGAGUCGGAGCUGGGAGUUCGCAGCGGCCAGCUGCUCGGGACGGGACGGGACGGGAGGGAUCCCUGCCCGGGAAGGAUGCAAUUGGAGUAUCCCAUCCCUGCCUCCUCUCUGCGCAUCCUGCCUUCCGUCUGCGACCAAGGAGGCUGCGGCAACCUGGGGAUGGUGCUAGCUCCAUGCCCCAGCUCCGAGCCACCCCAGAGCAAUGGGCCGAGUGCGGGCAGCGGGGCCCCCACCCAGAUGGGCGAGGCGACCAAGCCCCCCUACAGCUACAUUGCACUCAUCACCAUGGCCAUCCAGAGCACCCCGGAGAAGAGGAUCACCCUGAACGGCAUCUACCGGUACAUCAUGGGCCGCUUCACCUUCUACCGGGACAACAAGCAGGGCUGGCAGAACAGCAUCCGCCACAACCUGUCGCUCAACGAGUGCUUCGUCAAGGUGCCCCGGGACGACAAGAAACCCGGCAAGGGCAACUACUGGACCCUGGACCCCGACUGCUACAACAUGUUCGAGAACGGCAGCUUCCUGCGCCGCCGGCGCCGGUUCACCAGGAAGCGCGGCCUGCGGGAGGCGCCGGAGGGCGAGGCGGAGGGGGCGCGGAAGAAACAGCCCAAGUACCGGGCCCGGCAGAACCCCCAGCCCUUGGCCCUCUUGGCCGAGGAGAUCAAGACAGAGGGCAACUACUCCUCCCCUGCUCCCGCCAGCCAGGUGCUCAGCUCGUGCGGGGGGCAGACGGGAGUGAGACAGGCGCUGACCUUGGAGGUCCACGUGGGUACCAAGGAGUGUGGCCAGGGCAGCAAGGAGCCCAGCAUCCAUUGCCCAGAGCAGCCAGGCCAGGCCAGCCUGCUGACCCCUAGGAAGUACCUGCAGAAACCCAGGCAGGCGUGUCUGUACCCGCUGGAGGGGCCGGAGCCCAAACCCCAGCUCUUUGAGAAGCAGCCCUGCUACCCAGGCCUCGAGGGGCGCCUGCUGGAGACCCAGGGGCAAGAGAGCCCCCGGCUGAAGGAGACUGUCUUUGGGGGGCUUCAGACCCCCAUCCAGAUAGCUCAGCCCCCGUACACUGCCCCGGGGGAGCGAGUGACCCAACAGCACCCCCAGCUGACCAGAGACAUCAAGGAACCGCCUCAAGCCACACCAGCCGUGACCGUGUCUCCCGACAGUGAACAGGAGGGUAAGGAGUCUGGGGCGUGCACCAUUGGGCUGUCCCAGCCAUUCAGCCAGGUGGCCCCCGUGUUCCCAGCCCUGCUGGGGCCCAGCAAGCCCUCGCUGCCCUGCAGCCGGCAGCCUUCGCCAACCUGCUUCCCCUCCUUCGAAGGAGACAGCUAUAUCAAGCCGACACUGCCCGUCUUCAGCUCCUUCGGCUGCUCAGGCUCUGACACAUUGGGCGGGAACUACCAGUGCCGGGUGCAGGCGCUGAGCUUCUGCAUGAACGAGAGGGCGUGCAACUCGGCCCUGGAGCACCUCUUGACAUCGUCGCCGAGCACAGCUCCCGUGACCCCCAUCCAGCCGCCCCCCUUCAGACCCGCCGUCCAGCUGCAGGGGGAGCAGAAGGAGUCGUGGGGUGGGAGCCCGUUCUCCCUGCCAGGAGGGAAUGGUUACCAGCUGGGACUCCCCCACUGUCUUUACAGGACACCUGGCAUGUUCUUCUUUGAGUGACAGGCCCUACCCAGGACAGACUGUGCCCUCUCAGCCUCUCUUGCCACCCACCGCUGUGCCCAGGACACCCCUGGCCAUUCCACCUGCCCUUUGGAGAGCUGACGCCAAGGAAGGGACUCUCCAUGUAAGUUAUUCUCUCCUACUGCUUCCUGCCCAGUGGUGACUGCCUGAUGGAGCUAAGAGGGACCCUGGCUCCCAGGAGAAAUCACUUUGGGUACCGUACCACCCGCUGCCAGCGUCCUUUUGCCAUGGCUGUUAUCCCACGAAACUAGAACCCUGCAUGGGAGACAGGGGCUGAAUGGAACUGUGUCCUGGCUUGUGGAAUAAAACACAUCCCCCAACUG
Messenger RNA from Chelonia mydas (Green sea turtle), 3613 nucleotides. It is a transcript of the gene FOXS1, whose product is annotated as forkhead box S1. Gene Ontology annotation, biological process: regulation of transcription by RNA polymerase II; immune system process. NCBI's taxonomy places the organism in Eukaryota, Metazoa, Chordata, Testudines, Cheloniidae. Gene Ontology annotation, molecular function: protein binding; DNA-binding transcription factor activity, RNA polymerase II-specific; RNA polymerase II cis-regulatory region sequence-specific DNA binding. The transcript is spliced from 8 exons. The coding region runs from base 408 to 3269 and encodes 953 amino acids. Gene Ontology annotation, cellular component: nucleus. The record is from RefSeq and is a predicted model, not a curated record.